AUGACGGAUCGAUUUGCACCUCUGCGUGACGAGAAGCUCACGCUUGGCUCGUCGAUCACAAUGGUUGAUGGCUAUGCCAUGCCUCGCUUCGGCAUCGGUGCCUGGGACAUGCGUGGUAGCGAAUGCAAGCAGGCGCUUCUCAACGCCUUUGACAAAGCAGGCUAUCGGCAUGUUGAUACUGCUCGCUAUUACCGAAACGAGGCUGACUGUGGCGAAGCGGUACGCGAAUGUAGCGUGCCUCGAUCCGAGCUGUUCUACACCACCAAGGUCUAUCUCAACGAGAUGGGUGGUGGAAGCAAGACGCGCUUAGCUGUCGAAGACAGUCUCGCCAAAGCGGGUCUUGACUACCUCGACCUUGUUCUCCUGCACGCUCCCGACGGAGGCAAAAAGUUCCGACUGGACUCGUGGGACACCCUCACCGAGCUAGUGCAAGAGGGCAAGGUACGAAGCUUGGGCGUCUCAAACUUUGGACCGCACCACAUCCAGGAGCUGAUCGAUAGCAAGCCAAAAGUGUUGCCCGUAUGCAACCAGAUCGAGUGUCAUCCCUUCUUUGCGCAAAAGGAGGUGAGGGCCGCUUCAGAAGCCCAUUCAAUUAUCGUACAAGCCUACUGUCCACUGGCUCGUGGUCACUAUUACGGCGACCCGACGCUCAAGAAAGUGGCUGCCGAGACGGGCAAGACCGAGGCACAGGUAAUGCUGCGCUGGUUGGUGCAACACGGUAUUGUUGCGCUGCCAAAGAGCAGCAAUCUGCAAAGACAGGUUGAGAACGCAGAGUGUCUCACGUUCGUGCUCUCAGACGAGCAGAUGAAAGAACUCGACGCUUUGGACCGCGGCGACAAGGGCUGGGUCGAGGAGCAGUGCCAAAGCCAGCGCUGCGAGUAG
Mycosarcoma maydis (corn smut) is the source of this 882-nucleotide messenger RNA. RefSeq lists its product as uncharacterized. The transcript has 2 exons. Bases 1 to 882 code for a protein of 293 amino acids. NCBI's taxonomy places the organism in Eukaryota, Fungi, Basidiomycota, Ustilaginomycetes, Ustilaginales. Gene Ontology annotation, molecular function: oxidoreductase activity. The record is from RefSeq and is a predicted model, not a curated record.